CACGUCCAUUUGCCAUGCAUACAACCACAAACUUUUUGAAGUUAAUUAUUUUGUAAAAAUCGACAUCGUAACUUGGCUUUCAUAAUGUCUGUGAUGCUGAUUUUGGCUCCCGGAGCGGAAGAGAUGGAAACUGUCAUUCCAGUUGAUGUUCUGAGACGUGCUGAGGUUAAAGUCACUGUGGCAGGAUUGUUUGGCAAGGAUCCAGUGAUUUGCAGCAGAAAUGUCACCAUCGUUCCUGACGUAACUCUGGAUGAAGCUGUUGCACAGGGACCUUAUGAUGUUAUCAUACUUCCAGGGGGUGGGCCAGGAGCAAAGAAUCUUUGUGAGUCCAAGAAAGUUGGUGAACUGUUAAAGGAACAGGAAGAUUCUGGGAGGAUCAUUGCAGCUAUCUGUGCUGCACCAACGGCAUUGAUGACGCACAAAGUUGGAGUAAAGAAAACAAUUACUUCACACCCUGGGGUGAAAGAGAAACUUGAAAAUAGUGGUUUAUUCACCUAUAGCGAAGACCGAGUUGUGCGAGAUGACAAACUGAUAACAAGCCGAGGCCCGGGGACAGCCUUUGAGUUUGCCUUAGCAAUUGUAGAGCAGCUCAAAGGGCAGGAAACGGUGAACAAGAUCGUACCACCAAUGCUCCUUCAAGUUUGAAAGUAGUCUUGCAACACUUGAUUGCCAGUCGGAGGUUGUAGCUGGUUACAUGAUGAAAUACAGCAACUCAGACAUUAUCAAGAAAGCUCCGGUUAAGGCAAGUUUAUUAGGUAGUUACAUACCUGAAACAAUCGUGAAAUUUAAUUUCUUUAUUGCCUGAUGGUCAUACAGCAAUUUUCAGUAUACAGGGGGAACGAACUGAACAAUACUGUGUGUGGUCUCUCAUUGACAGUGUGUUAUGAAUAGCUAGUCUUGAAAUAUACCUUUUUGAGAUAACUAUUAGUAACACAAAAAGUAUAUUUGCCUAUAGGAGCUAAAAAAAAUUUAGAGGAAAAGUACCUCUUAUGCUUCUUCAUACCAUUAUUAUUGAGGUAUUAAUGGAUUAAGUUGUGAAUAAGAGUGAUAUCAUUCAAAUGGGCCUAUUUUACAAGACUAAUUGCUCAGAAUGUUUUAUAUGAGCUUUACAGAAACAAAUAUCAAACUCAAAACGUGUAGUAGCUCUAUACAAUAUGUUGACAAAGUUUACCUAAACAUAGCCUCUAUUUCAUGAUCUUGGUGAGGGGUUUGGAAAUUGAGUAAACUUAUUUUUGAAAAACUGGUGAUGUAGGGAGGUUUUC
Molecule: messenger RNA, 1262 nt
Organism: Lytechinus variegatus (green sea urchin)
Lineage: Eukaryota; Metazoa; Echinodermata; Echinoidea; Temnopleuroida; Toxopneustidae
Gene: park7
Product: Parkinson disease protein 7 homolog
Exons: 7
Coding region: 85-645 (186 amino acids)
Biological process (GO): guanine deglycation, glyoxal removal; protein deglycation, glyoxal removal
Cellular component (GO): cytosol; nucleus
Molecular function (GO): protein deglycase activity
Source: RefSeq, a predicted model, not a curated record